This is a messenger RNA of Purpureocillium lilacinum, 1065 nucleotides long. RefSeq lists its product as uncharacterized. The record is from RefSeq and is a predicted model, not a curated record. NCBI's taxonomy places the organism in Eukaryota, Fungi, Ascomycota, Sordariomycetes, Hypocreales, Ophiocordycipitaceae.
AUGCGUUACGCUUUCGUCUACUCGGCCCUCGUCGCCUGCGUCUCGGCGCACGGCGUCGUCACCUCCAUCACGGGUGCCAACGGCGUCGUGAUGCCCGGACUGAGCAUCGCCGACGGCACUCCCCGUGACUGCUCCAGCAACGGGUGCGGCUCCCAGGCCGACACCUCCAUCAUCCGCGACCGCGAGAUCGCCAGCGGACGGGCCAGCCCCCUCGGCCGCACCCAGGGCAACGGCCCCGUCGACGCCGCCAAGAUGAUCAACGCCUUCAUGGGUGGCGCCGGCGCGCCGACCAACAACGGCCCCGCGUCGUCCGUCGGCCAGGAGGAUGACCUCUCCGGCCUCAAGGGCCUCCAGCAACGGAGCAGCGGAGAGAGCAAGCGCCAGCUCGGCGGGCUCUUGGGCGGCCUGCUCGGCGGCGGUGCUGGUGGCAACGGCGGCAACGGCGCCAAGGGCAACGGCGGUAACGGCGGCGGCGCGGCCGGUGGGCUCGGUGGUCUCCUUGGUGGGCUCGGCGGCGGCGGUGGCGGCAACGCUGGCACCAAGUCGAACAAGCCUGUCGAGAACAUGGUUGCUGCCACGGCCGGCAAGGGCCAGGCUCAGGGUCUGCCGACCUGCAGUGACAACGGCGAGGUGACCAUCACCUACCGUCAGAUCAACCAGGACGGUGCUGGUCCCCUGACGGCCAAGAUCGAUCCCUCCUCCGGCGGCACUGACGCCAGCGCCUUCCAGACGGCCCAGAUCACGCAAAACGUUCCGGGCAUCGUCGCCGGCCUCUCCACGGCCACCAACACCGACUUCCCAGUCACGGUCAAGAUGCCUCAAGGCAUGACCUGCACGGGCACGGUGGGCAACGCCACCAAUGUCUGUGUCGGCAUGGUCAGGAACAGCACGCCCGCCGGGCCCUUUGGCGGCUCCUUUGCCUUUGUCCAGCCCGAGAAGGCUCGCGCGCGGGCCAUUGCCUACCGCCUCAGGAAGCGAUUUGAGAUUGCCCGCCCGGACGCCGAGGCCGAGUUCCGCGCUGCCGAGGCCGCCGAGCUUGAGGAGGAGGGUGACGACGAGGAGUAG